GCCGCGUCCGGCGCGUUCCCUUGACAACGGCGGCGCGGGUUCGAGCCCGGCCCCGGCGGCUCCGCUGUCCCCCGGUGUCCCCCGGUGUCCCCUCGCUGUCCCCUCGCUGUCCCCCGGCCAUGCUGCGCGACGAAGACACGGAGGCGGAUUUCCAGCGCUUCCUGCGCCGCGUGGACGACGUCACCAAUUUGUUGCAAGGCCUGAACUCCCCGGACCCGGCUGUCAGGGAAAAAUCCCUCGCUGAGACAGAGAAAAGGCUCCAAGAGCAAGGAGGCAGCAGGGAGGAGGAGGAGGAGAGCAGGACCACGGUGAACAGAACACUCAUCAACACUUCUGGCACGGCGAGGCCGGAGGCGGUGGAUGCAGAUGGCUUCCUGGCAGCUUUGGAAAAGGAUGCCAAAGAGCGAGCCCAGCGAAGGAGGAGGAAGGAGCAGCUGGCAAACGCCCUGAAGGAGCAGGGGAACGAAGCCUUCAGGGCAGGGGACUUUGCCCUGGCCGUGCAGAAAUACUCCCAGGGGCUGCAGGAGCUGAGGGACAAACAGGAGCUCUACACAAACAGGGCUCAGGCCUACCUGAAGCUCCAUGAGUAUGAGAAAGCCAUCAAUGACUGCGAGUGGGCAUUAAAGUGCAAUAAAAACUGCCUUAAAGCCUAUUUCCUCAUGGGGAAAGCUCACCUGGCACUGCAGCACUUUGCUGAGUCCAGGCAGUGCUAUGAGAAGAUGCUGCAGCUGGAUCCCCAAAAGGAAAACCUGUUCAAAGACUGCGUGGAUGAGGCCAGGCUGCAGGAGAAGAGGCUGAGAGAGGAGGAGAGAGCAGAGAGGGAGGUGCAGGCUGGGAAUGUCGCUGCUUUAUCCAUCCAGGAAUUGCUGCAGAGGAUCAGCAGCCCUGAGCAGGACAUCCUCUACUACACGGGGGGCAUCAGGCUCCUGGCAGAAGUGCUGGACAGCUGCACUGGGCAAACGCUCUUUAGGACAAACAAUGGCUUCAGUAUCCUCAGGAACGAGACUGUCAGAGGGGCCUUCUGUGCAGAGAGCAAAAGCCCUGCUGAGGUGGAGCUGUGCAUUUCCCUUCUCCUCCUGUGGCAAGCUGCCUGUGCUGGGAAUGAAGAAAAUCAGCGUCUCCUGUUGGCCCAGCCCGAAGUGAGUGCCCAGCUGCCGGAGCUGCUCUCCUCUGGCACAGCCCAGAUCCAGAGGGAGACCUUGGCACUGAUUUCUCUCUACUCAGAGAGCGAGAGUGGCCGGAGGCUGCUGCUCAGCCAGGACCUGAGCAGAUGGCUGCAGAUUUUGCUGGCAUUUGUCAAGAGCACUGAUGCAAGGGCUGACAGUGCCAUGAACAUCCUGUCUGACUUAAUUGGAGAGGAAAGGUUCCAAACCCAGUGUCGGGCCACGCUUUCCACAGGGGUUUUACCUGUAUUCACCCAGCUGCUGGUGGGUGCCAGGCAGGUGGAGCAGGCAGCCCUGGCCCGUGCCGUGGCCCUGCUGGGCAGCCUCUGUGCAGAUGUUGUGCUGCGGGCACAGCUGGCUCAGAGCAGGGAGUGCUGGCACGCCUGUCUGCAGCUGCUGGAUGGGUGCCCUGCUGCCAGCAGCCCUGAGUACCAGCAGUGUGUGUUUGCAGUGCUGGGGCUGAUGAUGAACCUGCUGCUUGAAUCCAACACCACCAUCCAGGACUUUGCUGUGCCCAUCAGUGGCAGGUGCCUGGCUCUGCUCAAGCAUCAGGAGGGAAGGAUUGUCACAAGAGCCAUUGGAGUGCUGAGCCGGGUCCUGCCAGCGUCCCCCUCAGCAGUGGAGGAAGUGCUGAAAGGAGGAGUGGUGAAGAAAAUGCUCAAAUUCCUGAAAGCUGGGGGACAGCUCACAUGCAGCUAUGCCAUAAAGACCCUCUCCACCUGCACCAAGAGCAGCAGGAGAGCUCAGGAAGAGCUGCUGAGGUGGGAUAAAAGGUUGCAGGUGCUGCUGCAGCUGCUGGAGUCGGGGGAUGAGCUGACUGUGGGGAAUGCAGCUUUCUGCCUCAGCCAGUGCCUGCUGCUCCCCGGGGCAGCAUCGUCGCUGCUGGGCUCCGGCGUGGUGCAGCUGCUGCUCCGCCAGGCUGCGGGGGAUGCUCCCAGAGCCGUGCAGCGCAACUCAGCCAUUGCCCUGGGCAGGCUCUGCCUGGCUGAGCCAAGGCACAUGCAGCAGCUGAGGCAGCUCAAUGGCUUGGCCAUCCUGAACUCCUCCAUGAAAUAUGUGCAGAGCAGCUGA
Messenger RNA from Pseudopodoces humilis (Tibetan ground-tit), 2234 nucleotides. It is a transcript of the gene TTC12, whose product is annotated as tetratricopeptide repeat domain 12. Gene Ontology annotation, biological process: axonemal dynein complex assembly; sperm axoneme assembly. Gene Ontology annotation, molecular function: protein binding. NCBI's taxonomy places the organism in Eukaryota, Metazoa, Chordata, Aves, Passeriformes, Paridae. Gene Ontology annotation, cellular component: centrosome; cytoplasm. The record is from RefSeq and is a predicted model, not a curated record.